AUAGUAUUACAAUAUGGUGGAAUAACAUAGUGGUAUGUUAAGGUAUUAAUUCUAAAUCGUUAAUAUUAUCUAGGAUAUGUUACAUUAUCCUCCAGUACAUUACAUUAUUAGUAUACACAAUAUUACUAUUAAUACAACUGAUACUAAUGUAACUAUUAAUGGACUAUAUCCCAAUAAUGAAUAUACCGUAUACAUAAAACCAGUUAAUGCUAUUGGAGAGGGACUACUGAUUAACAUCACAGUCAACAUAACUAAUCAACAGUCCAUUUUAACAACAACAACCACUUUAACUGUUUCAGUUAUUGAGAGUUUAUCUGAUACUAUCAUCAGUAGCAGUGAUGACAGAUCCACUUUAAUGUCAAUAUCUCUGACAAUCAUUGAUGAUACAUUAGUAUCAGAACCCUCAAGCAGCAUAGAACCAUCAACAAUAUCAAGUUUGUACUAAAUAAAUUUUAUAUUAUAAUACUGAAAUCUGUUCAGUGCAAUGCUUUUUUACUAACUGACAUUUUAUUGCAAUUUGUAAGCACAUAAAAAUCAUCCAAAAUUUUGGUCAAUAAGUUGCUAUUGCCUAGGACUUAUUCAUAAAUCACUCCAAAAAUUACCUUUAUUUUUUCAGAUGCUUGA
This is a messenger RNA of Amphimedon queenslandica, 624 nucleotides long. RefSeq lists its product as uncharacterized. Lineage: Eukaryota; Metazoa; Porifera; Demospongiae; Haplosclerida; Niphatidae. Gene Ontology annotation, molecular function: protein binding. Bases 77 to 445 code for a protein of 122 amino acids. The record is from RefSeq and is a predicted model, not a curated record. The transcript is spliced from 3 exons.